ACCAUUUGCGCCGACAAGCCCUUCUGCCAUUGAAAAGUGCUAGUAACGCUACUGCCAUUUGGCGCAGUUAAAUACAGCUAGCAGCUACAUCAAUUUGCAUAGCGUGGCGUCCUUACAGAAUUUCCCAUAUUUGUCAUUUUAAAUCGUGUUUCAGUUUAGUAUUUUUAUACAGAUAUAAAAAUGAGUUCAAUUAACGUAAAAAAACUGAAAGUUAACGAGUUGAAGGACGAGCUGAAAAAGCGUCAGCUGUCGGACAAGGGGCUGAAGGCCGAGUUGAUGGACCGGCUGCAGGCCGCGCUUGACGAAGAGGCCCUGGCUGGAGAUGAUCCCAUUGGGCUGGAGGCCGCGGAGGGAGGCAGCUCUGGGGCCGCUGAUGAUCAAGAGGACAUGGGGGAAGACGAAGAAGACGACGAGGAUCCGGUCGAAGAAAGCAUGGAGGCCAACGAGGAGGAGGAGAAUGGAAACGGAGAGGGAGACCCCGCCGUAGAAUGCGAGGAGAACGCGGCUCAGGAGGACGACGAAAUGGGCGAGGUGGAAGAUGAAGACAUGGAUCCAAUGUUGAAGGAAGGUGUGGACGACAUGGAGAAAAUAACGUUAGACGCAGAGGAUGGUGAGCCUGGAGAUCAGCCAGCAGAGGGGGAUGCGGACAAAGACACGAAUGCUGAUCAGAAGAAUAAGAAGGGUGUUAAGAGACGCCGGGAGGAACAUGGAAGGGGCUACUUUGAAUUUAUUGAAGAGAACAAAUACAGCUGGUCUAGUCUCAAGUCUCCACUGCCACCCCUGGAAGAGGAAGAUGAAGAGUUUGACGAUACAACAGUCUGCCUGGACAACUAUAACUGCGACCUGCACUUCAAGGUGUCCCGGGACCGGUACAGCGCGUCCUCUCUCACCAUGGAGAGCUUUGCCUACCUUUGGUCUGGGGGCAGGGCCUCGUACGGCCUGACCCAGGGCAAGGCCUGUUACGAGAUGAAGUUAACUGAGAAGAUUCCAGUGAAGCACAUCUUCAGUAAGAACAUGGAGGUCCAUGAGGUCCAGGUUGGAUGGUCCAUGGCCACUGGCAGUCUGCUCCUCGGUGAGGAGGAGCAUUCUUAUGCCUACUCUGGCAAAGGCAAGAAGACUACCAACUGCGUGACUGAAGAUUUUGGAGAGACUUACGAUGAGAACGACGUCAUCUGCUGCCUCAUCAACUUUGAGGGCGAGGAGGUGGAGAUUUCCUUUUCUAAGAAUGGUAAGGAGCCAGUUGUGGCCUUCCAGGUCAGUAAGGAGUCCCUGGCAGGGAGAGCUCUCUUCCCACAUGUCAUCUGCCACAACUGUUCUGUGGAGUUCAACUUUGGCCAGAUGGAAACACCCUACUUCCCCCAGCCAGAGGGCUACACCUUCCUGCAGCAGGUCGCCAUGGACGACCGUGUACGCGGACCCAAGGGACCCAACACCAAGAAGGAGUGUGAGGUGAUUGCUAUGGUAGGCCUGCCCGGCUCAGGAAAGACCACCUGGGUGAACAAGCACAUCCAGGAGAACCCUGGGAAAUAUUACAUCCUGGGCAGCGACACCAUCGUGGAGAAGAUGAUGAUUGGCAGCUUGAAGCGUCAGGCGAAGGACACAACUAAGCUCACGGCCAUUUCCCAGCGUGCUCCUCUCUUCCUGGGCAAGUUCAUUGAGAUCGCUGCUCGCAAGAAGAGGAACUAUAUCCUGGACCAUACCAACCUGUCUGCCCCAGGCCAGAAGAGGAAGAUGUGUCUGUUUGCUGGGUACCAGCGGAAGGCUGUGGUGGUCUGCCCCUCAGACGACGACUACAAGGAGAGGGCCCAGAAGAAAGCAGAGAGCGACGGCAAAGACGUGCCCGAGCACGCUCUCCUCAAAAUGAAAGGAUUCUUCACCCUGCCAGAGGAGGGCGACAGCUUCGCUGAGGUGAGCUACGCUGAGCUGCAGAAGGAGGAGUCCUCCAAGCUAGUGGAGCAAUACAAGGAGGAGAGCAAAGCGGCCCUGCCGGCUGAGAAGAAGCCCAACCAGGGGGCCUUGACCCCCAAUAGAGGAGGUGUUGUCCGGGGUGGAGGCAGAGGCAAGAACCAGUUCAACCGUGGAGGAGGACCCGGCCAGAGAGGAGUUGUACGAGGAGGCUUCCAGCAGAGGGGCAACUUCAGAGGAGCUCCAGGUCCUCGUGGUGGGUUCACUCGCCCCCCUCGAGGCUUCAUGCCCCCUCCAGCCUUCAGGGGUGGAUUCGCCAACCGGGGCAACUUCAACAGGGGCGGCGGCCUCAUGGCCCCCCAGCGUGGGGCCCCAAGAGGGGGACCAAUUAGGGGCAACAUGGGCUACAGAGGUGGAGCCAUGAACAGGGGCGGUCCACCAAUGAACAGAGGUGGAGCCAACAUGAGCCGGGGAGGUGGAGCCAACAUGAGCCGGGGAGGUGGAGCCAACAUGAGCCGGGGAGGUGGAGCCAACAUGAGCCGGGGGGGUGGAGCCAACAUGAGCCGGGGGGGUGGAGCCAACAUGAGCCGGGGGGGUGGAGCCAACAUGAGCCGGGGCGGCGGAGGAAACAGGGUCAACUUUAACCAGGGGUUCCAGCCCAGAGGAGGCAGCAGCCGUGGAAACUUUGGCAAUAAGAGCAGCGGAUUUGGUGAUGGCAGGAAUGCUGGAGGUCGUGGUGGCGGAUUUGGGGACAGUAGAAACUCUGGAGGACGUGGCGGGGGAUUUGGGGACAACAGGAACGCUGGAGGACGUGGCAGGGGAUUUGUGGACAGCAGGAAUGCUGGAGGACGUGGAGGCUUUGGUUUCGGCAUGGACAAGGCUCAGGCCUUCAACCAGAGCUGGCAGCAAGGGUUAUGGAACCAGAAGCCAUGGAGACAGCAGUAUCAGCCAGGAUACUAUUAAAGACUUUCUGAUCAAAAGGACUGGUGGAAAAUAAUGGAAACUCACCACGAGCCACAGACGUCCGUCUCUCCCACCACCUGUUUUUUUUCUAGAACCAACUUUUAAAUUAAAAACAAAAAAUACGACAAGACUAUGGAGCAACAUUCCACAUGAGGAAAGGAGUCUCUUUGAAGCUUUAUGGGUUUUUUCAUUUGAUUUUGUACAUUUUAUGAUAUUUUUCCAAAUUUUAAAGAAAUCCCAUGCUUUUAAAAAAUCCCAUGUUUGAGAAAUAUACCACAACAUUUUUGCUCUGCUUCAGUGAAAUGUUUGAAAGAUUUUCAUGGUUGUGCUUUUCUUUUUCUUUUUUUUACUAAAUGUAAAUAUUGUUUGUUGUAUAAGGAGUGAGAACACUUACUAACUGAAAGGAACCAUCUUUUGAGGCAUGGUAGCAAUAUUAUUGUUAGUGAUUGUAUAUGUAGUCCGUAAGCAACAAACAGUUAUUUUGCGUCAAACGCCAUUAUUAGAUUUGUCUAUUGUUAUUUUUCAUUAUAACGUCAAGCAUGUAAUCUAAACUCCAUAGAUCUACAAUAAACAACAUAUUUGCUUUUUUACAAACUUCUAUGGCUUAUGACUUUUAAUUGAGUUCAAAGGUUACCUAAAGUACCUUUUGAAUGGGCAAUGGCCUGGUUUGCUACUUCAAACAACAAGGACAUCCGCCCUCAUCUCACCACAGUUGGCGCUUCACAUUAUGCUACCUAUUGAUGUAAUUCAUCCAUCAUUGAUGCACAACUAGCUUUUCUUUCCAUCUUCAAUGAUGCAAAAGAUUCCCAAUAAGAAUAAACUAAGAGCGACUAGGGGUGUAUUCCCUAGGGAGCAAGUUAAACGGGGAGGGAGCUUUUGAAACCGGAGUUCCUCCAAUAGAAACUAGUUUUUCGUUGCAAAUGUUUUCAGUUUUUGAUGACACCCCUGUUCAUCUGGAUGCAUUGUACUUUAAAUAACUUUUUGAGCAAAGUCAUUUCUAUAGGACAGUUUCCGUAGGAUAUUGGAAGCCAUUUUAGCACUACAUUAUGCCUUUGAUAUUGUCAUUUUGUGAAUUGUAUAUGUCUUGAUAUUUAGGGCACAUUACUGAUUGUGGAACCUGACGAGGCUUGCUUCUCGGGUGUAGAUUGAAGUGUACUUUUAAUUUUUCCAUAUGUUUAUUUGGUGUUGUGGCAUUUUUAUAACCUGGUUAAGCUUUGAUUGCUGCGUUUGUAAAUAAGACUACACAUUAGGCUAGUCCUACAUGACCAAACAAAACAUUUCCCCAUUGUUUACGUUUAAUGUUCUGUGCUAUUUGAACCUAGCCUGAUUGCCAGUCUGUGCUAUCAUGCCAACUCCUUGUCACUCAUUGUCAAUGGGAGAUGGCAAGAGCACAAACAUCUGGGACCAGGCUAAUUUAAACCACUGUUUUAAUGGAAGAGUAUAUCAAUUAUGUGGCUGGUUUAGCACAUGUUCAACACUCAGUUGUAUGCUAUAUUGAAAAUGGGUGGUGGUAAAAACUACAGCAGUUUGCAUUUACACCAGCAAAUAAAGGGCUACGUCAUGUCAGUGUAUACCCACCAAUACCCUCACUGAUACUAGAUGUGAGUGACAUUGAAACAUUCAAAAACUCUCCUUCUGUAGUGUGUGUGUGUGUAAUGGAGGUUCCAGAGACCUGAAGACUUGCGUUAACUCCCGAAUGCUACAGCGUUGGCUUAAGAUCAGUGGGCUAACAGUCUUGUCACACAGACGAUCCAGGUUCAAACCAAGUCAGAGUCAUAUGGUUAAGUUGUGUGAACCCUCUGAUCAAAUGAAUUGGUGGCGGUGUAGCUGGACAAUGGCAGCUCUUACAUUUAACCUCAUGCAGCUCAGGCCGAGUAGCCUACCAGCAGUGUUAAAGUGAUGUGUGUUCCGCUAUAACAUUGUUUCUAGAUCACUGAAAACCAUUGUAUUGUGAGUCCAUUUUGUGAUUGUUUCAUUAGCUUAUUUAACAUUUUAUGAACAUGGUGUACUGUAUAUAGUUGACCACCGUUUUUCUUCUCUAUCAUUCCAAAUUGUAUGGAUGACCAUGAACUGAUUUCCGUUAUGCUUCGUGAUAAAGCAAGUGAAAAAUAACAACCAAACAGAUACAUUUUUCAUUAAAGUCAUUUGUUUCAGCAAUGUGUAUUACUUUAACUGAGUACUAUUCAAUUUAAUAUACUCAUUAAGUUGUAGGUAACUUUUGGCUUAUCUCCCUGCUGAGAUCUCUCUUUUUAUUGAAAAAAUGUUUUGAUAUUUUGUGUUUCAGUUAUGUUUUUCAAGUAUUUUUGUCAAUAAAGUGAAUGACACUGA
Molecule: messenger RNA, 5196 nt
Organism: Oncorhynchus mykiss (rainbow trout)
Lineage: Eukaryota; Metazoa; Chordata; Actinopteri; Salmoniformes; Salmonidae
Product: heterogeneous nuclear ribonucleoprotein U
Biological process (GO): alternative mRNA splicing, via spliceosome; positive regulation of transcription by RNA polymerase II
Cellular component (GO): ribonucleoprotein complex; nucleus
Molecular function (GO): protein binding; RNA binding; promoter-specific chromatin binding
Source: RefSeq, a predicted model, not a curated record